AUGGCAUGGCUGGGCCGUCUCCCCAAGCGGCCCUUCGAAGCGAGCCUCGCAGAUGCGCCGGCCGCGCCGCUAGAUGUGCAAGUCGACCGAGCAGAGUGUGAUGUGACCGACUCCAACGAGCGGCCACGAAGACGCCUCCGGCGACUUGCAGAGGAGGGCCAACAUGAGGAGCUCUUUUGGGAUGCGCCCGAAGUCGCAAGGUCACAUGCCAAUGCCGCAGGCUGCAUCGACUUGUCAGAGGAGACCUCUCCUCCAAGUCACCCGCGCCCAGGCGCCCGCCUGGGCAGCCGCUUCCAGUGGCCGACGGAGCCAGCACCAAACCGAGCAAGGCCAGCGAGUGAGGCGAGGGGGAGCCAACAGGUUAGCGCGGAUUCCGUUCGCCCGCUGACGGAAAGGGAGGAGCCGGAAGAGCAAGACUUGGUGUUACUUGACGCCGGAGUCACUGGAGAUCGUCCCAGGGAGCGUCCCUCUCCAGCCCGUCCCCGAGCCCUGCCCCGAAGCUUUGCAUCAACUCGUCCACCGCCUGCUGCGCUGCCCGUGCUGGAGGAAGCUGUUCUUGCCGGGAUGCUGCCCCCCGAGUUUCUGGGUGCGCUUCCCAGGCCGUGCGUUGCUGGAGGCUGGCGCGCGUCACCCGUGGAUCGUGCGCUGAUCUCCGCCGCCUCGAACGGCGGUGCGUUGGCUUCAGCACUGGCUCAAUCGGUCGACCAGCAGAGUGGCCCCCGGGGGGCACACCGGUUCGCCGCGACGCGCGCCGCCUGCCCCACGCUUUGCCGCGGCUGUCAUUCUGACAUACUGCCGGGACGCCUGAUGAUCUGGUGCAGGAGGGAUCUGCAGCGUGCACAUCCAGCCCAUCCAGCGUGCCUACCGCUGAUCCGUGGGCUGUCCAGGCAACCCUUUGCAGGCCGGGAAGAUGUGCAGUUCGACCCUUGCCUGGACGCUGCCGCCAGGUCGGCAGCCAUGUCGGCGAUUGACGAGCUGCCCGCAGCUGGCGGCGAUCUGCUUCCUCAUGAGCUACAUUUUUUCGCGGCGGGAGGUUUUCAGGAGGCUCCCGCUCCGGAGCGGGCCUCCGGAUCUCGCAGAGGUGGAGGUGGUCCUUCAAGCAGCGGUGGCCGACAGCGACUGCAGAGCCAACUCCAAGCGCGUUUGCAGAACGGUGGCGACUUCACGGCCGAGGACUAUGAACUGCUUCUGCAGUUGGACGAGAACGCCGGGGGUGGAGCUGCCAGGGCGGAGGAGAAGUGCUUGCUUCAAAGCCUCGUGGCAGCUCUCCCCUUGUCGAAAGUGACCGCGGGCAGCACCAUUGCUCAGUGCAUGAUCUGCCUGGAGAAUAUGGAGGUUGGGGCGAAGAUACGCACACUCCCUUGCAUGCACGUCUUUCACCGUAAAUGCAUCGAUCGGUGGCUCUGCGAACCUGGACGCAAGCCUCGCUGUCCCAUCGAUCAGGUCGAAGUGCGGCUGACCGCCUUCCAGGAAGGGCCGGUUUAG
Molecule: messenger RNA, 1485 nt
Organism: Symbiodinium natans
Lineage: Eukaryota; Dinophyceae; Suessiales; Symbiodiniaceae
Source: the annotation of a GenBank genome assembly